Phalaenopsis equestris is the source of this 487-nucleotide messenger RNA. Its product is annotated as F-box/LRR-repeat protein At3g48880-like. Lineage: Eukaryota; Viridiplantae; Streptophyta; Magnoliopsida; Asparagales; Orchidaceae. The record is from RefSeq and is a predicted model, not a curated record. The annotation marks the transcript as partial. The transcript has a single exon.
AUGUCCAAAAUUGAAGGUGCUGUCUUUACCAACACUUAUAUGGAACGAUGACAAGCAACUCCCAGGGCUGAUGUGCAGCUGGAAGGAAAUGGAAGCUUUAGAAAUGAUCUGGAAGCCAAUUUCAUUUCUGAAAAUGCUAGAGCAAAUCAUGAUCCACUGCCCCAACUUUCAUGAGCUUAAUCUCUGCGGCUUCCUCAAUGGAAAGGAUGCACAGGCAAUGAUCAGAUGCUUGCCUAAGUUGAAGAGACUGCUGAUGAGUGCAUCCUUUCUGCGAAAGGAUGAUUUGGUGAUGAUUUUGGAUGGAUGCAAGGAUUUGGAAGAGGUUGAUGUUUCCAGGUGCAGAGGAUUGGAUGUUGAUGAUGUUUUACUGAAAAAAGCUGCAAAGUUGAGCAAAUUUGAGUUCCAGGGCUGCAAACCUGAAGAAAUCUAUGGCAAUGGCUACAAUAAUUAUGAUGAUUUAUUCAUGGAAUUGGUUUUUGGAUACUAG